Aplysia californica (California sea hare) is the source of this 1574-nucleotide messenger RNA. RefSeq lists its product as uncharacterized. The coding region runs from base 136 to 1023 and encodes 295 amino acids. Lineage: Eukaryota; Metazoa; Mollusca; Gastropoda; Aplysiida; Aplysiidae. Gene Ontology annotation, biological process: translational initiation. The transcript has 3 exons. The record is from RefSeq and is a predicted model, not a curated record.
AACAAUACCAAAAGUGAAAGUGGUGUCGGUGACUGGGAAGGUGACAAGUGACCGGUCACAUAGUCAGUGUUGUUGUUGUUGGCGGUUGUCAGAGCCUCUGUUGACAUUGUCUUCAACUUCUGGCCUAAUUGAAAUAUGGCAUGUCAGUUUACCAAGGCCCUGGCCAGACAUUCUACGAUACCGGUACUGUUCAUCAGGCAUUCCAUCAGGAGUUUUUCAUCAUUUACCUCAAAAUCUGCUGGAUGUGUCAAAAUUUCGUCUUCCCUUCCUAAUCAUAUGACCUUCAGUUUUCAGAGGUCUUUUCAUCUAAGAAAUGCCUGCACUUGGCUACAAGUUAAAUGGACAAGGGACAAUCUGUUGAAUUCUUUUCAUUCCACCGGGGUGAAAUUUUGUGCCAUUACAGGUCCCAAAUCCUUUGGAGUUCCUGUCUCUAGCUUUUUCAGAGAGUCAAGUACAAAACAAAGUAGCCUGACAGACACGAGCGCCGUCUCAGAGUCAGACCGGUGUUUGCUGUUUGAUGGAAACGACCUGUUGGUGAACUCUGUAUCUACAGUGGCUGCUGCACAAGCUUUAGCGGCUAAACAAAAUGUGAAACUGACCUAUAUAAAUAAAAACCCAGAUGGCGUGCACUGUUUUAGACUUGAAGCUAAUAGCAAGCUGAAGAAAAAGUCUUCCACUGGUGAAGCCAAGAACGUUUCGUCCACUCCAAUAGGGAAAAGGAAAAAACCCGAAAAACAGGCUGCGAAAGAGUUCACGUUCAAAAGCUCUAUAAAAGACCACGACUUGUCUGUAAAACUGAAUAAAAUCCACGCGCUCUUGACAAAGGGAAAGCAAGUUGUCAUCUUUUUCAAAUCGGAAAGCUCCUCAAACCCUUCAAAGGAUUUCAAAAGCGCAGCAUCAGACUUCAGCAAAAAGCUGUCUGCUGAUCUAAAAGAAGUUGGCAAUGUUCAUCAAGACUUCAGCAAUGACAGCGCUUCUCGAUUUACCCUUACAUCAGUGAAGAAAGAGGACACCAAAGGAUGAACUUCAGUCCCUAUCCUGACGAUGAUGCAUGUAUACGAUGCUGUUAAUGACAGGUUGAAAAUCUGCUGGCUUGAUUCCAUAGUUGCUGCAGCCUUAUAUUGAACAUUUUUUCAAAUGAAUGGUUAUGUUUUGGACUGCUUUCUCUACAGUUUGAAUCAAAGUUUUAACAUCAAAGGGCUCUUUUUCAAACUUUAAGAGAUUGUCAUUGUUAGCAGGUAGUUGGUUGGAGCACAAGGGUGCCACCGGUCAGUCCUACUUUUUUUCUUUCAUGCCCUUUGUUGUUUCUGUCUGUCUUAGUUGCCAUUGUCAGUGAGUUGUGGAGAACGAAAAUAAGAUAAGCAUAACUAAAUAAUUGUGUCAUGUUGGUGUGGUAGACUUGUCUAAUUUUCAUUGUCUACUGUUCACUGACAAACUGUUGGCCAACUCUUUUGUCGUAGUGCUGUGCUCAGCUUACUCCAACUCUUUCUCUAUACACUAAAUACAGUGGAAACCAUAUAUAUAACAGGCCCGGUAAUAACAGGGAUCCGGUAAUAACAGAGAUUUUUAAAAUC